Molecule: messenger RNA, 618 nt
Organism: Spirometra erinaceieuropaei
Lineage: Eukaryota; Metazoa; Platyhelminthes; Cestoda; Diphyllobothriidea; Diphyllobothriidae
Source: the annotation of a GenBank genome assembly
AUGGCUCGUAGGAUCGCGAAAUCCAGUCAAGCCUUCGGUCGCCUCCAAUGCACAGUUUGGAAUCGUCAUGGUCUUCAACUGAGCACGAAGCUGAAGAUGUACAAGGCCGUCAUCCUGCCGACGCUGCUGUACGGAGCGGAGACUUGGACAGUGUACACAAAGCAGUCACGCCGACUGAACCACUUCCACCUCAGUUGUCUUCGUCGCAUCCUGAGGCUGAGCUGGCAGGAUCGCAUCCCCGACACUGAUGUUCUGGAACGGACGGGAAUCCUUAGCAUCCACACAAUGCUGAGACAAAUGCAGCUGCGUUGGAGCGGCCACCUGAUGCUCAUGGACGACGAACGACUACCCAAACGAUUCUUUUACGGAGACUUCGCCACGGGUUCUCGUCGCCGAGGAGGCCAAAUUCGUCGAUACAUGGAUACUCUAAAGUCCUCUUUGAAGCGUCUGCAAAUUAAUCCGACUAACUGGGAAGACCUCCCCCACGACCGACAGACCUGGAGGAGGACAGUGAAGACAGGCGCUGCGAUCUACGAAGCCAACCGCAUCGCCGCCGCCAAAGUGAAACGCGAAGCACGCAAAGCACAGCUGCGCGCAGUCCGCAACGCCGACUCAUAA